AUGGAAGCUACCAAAGUCGAGUUUGCCGCUUUGAGCAAGCAGGAUCCUCCAAACACUGCCUGGACUCUGUUUCCUAAAAAUGGUCUUGGAACUCUCAACUUGCAGACUCCGGAACUCACUGCACAAGCUGCCAAGCUGGUUAAAACUGGUCGUCAAUUCCCAUUAAACUGGAAGCUUGAACUUCCAUUCCCACCACUGUUCCAUCGUGCUGAAAUGAGACACGAGAUUGUCCACACUGUGGAAACACCCUCGUGGGAUUCACCCGGACAUUUUGGUGGUAUGCAUGGCUGCCAUUUCGAAGGACUGAAACCCGCAGACGUACCAACUGACUUGGGUGUUGCGCGAAUGGCCCGUAAAGGAAUUUCUGGGCGUGCUGUCUUGAUCGACUACCGAAGAUGGGCAUUGAAGAACGGAAUUACAUACUCUCCUGGAUCAAGACACGAAAUCACCGUCGAGAACAUUAAAGCCGUAGCAAAAGACCAAAAGGUUGAAUUCAAGACCGGUGAUAUCCUCCUUCUGAGAUCUGGGUGGACUGAAUGGUAUGAAUCUCUCACUACCGAUGAGAGAGUAAAACUUGCUAGUGAUCCUACCGGACAUGAGAUAUGCGGAGUCAAAAACAAUAACGAUACUCUUGAAUUCUUAUGGAACAACCACUUCUCAGCAGUCGCUGGUGACACUGUCGCGUUUGAAGCUGUGGGCCCGGACGUCCCCUCAGAUUCAUCUCCAUGGUUGAUUCAUUUGACGAUUCUCUCCGGAUGGGGCUGCCCUAUAGGAGAAAUGUGGUAUUUGGAUGAACUCGCUGCUUACUGCGCGGAAACUGGUGUCUAUGAAAUGUUUAUCACCAGUGCUCCUCUGAAUAAGGAACACGGCAUUGCUUCACCACCAAAUGCCUUGGCCAUUCUUUAA
Molecule: messenger RNA, 906 nt
Organism: Synchytrium microbalum
Lineage: Eukaryota; Fungi; Chytridiomycota; Chytridiomycetes; Synchytriales; Synchytriaceae
Gene: BNA7
Product: arylformamidase
Exons: 11
Coding region: 1-906 (301 amino acids)
Molecular function (GO): arylformamidase activity
Source: RefSeq, a predicted model, not a curated record